Gopherus flavomarginatus (Mexican gopher tortoise) is the source of this 1048-nucleotide messenger RNA. RefSeq names its product apolipoprotein D (gene APOD). The transcript is spliced from 5 exons. Gene Ontology annotation, molecular function: cholesterol binding. Bases 190 to 756 code for a protein of 188 amino acids. NCBI's taxonomy places the organism in Eukaryota, Metazoa, Chordata, Testudines, Testudinidae. Gene Ontology annotation, biological process: lipid transport; brain development; tissue regeneration. The record is from RefSeq and is a predicted model, not a curated record.
GCGCGUCAGGGAUCAGGGUGUGGCCUGUGCUAGCAUUAAAUAACGAUGAUCUCAGCACACUUAUAAAAUAAAAGAGGGCAACUGACUAGAUAGCUGUUCCUGAUAGCCCGGGCCUCUAUCAACACGGCUGAGCACUUUGCUUCUCCUUCUCAGCAAAGGUCUAGUUCCCAUUUGCAUCCACGCGUGACUAUGCCAGGGACUUUGGCACUGCUUUCAGUUCUGCUCAGUCUCCUCCACAUCACUGAGGGGCAAACAUUCAACUGGGGGCACUGUCCAGAUCCACCAGUCCAGGAGAACUUUGAUGUUACCAAGUAUGUUGGGAAAUGGUAUGAAAUUGAAAGGCUGCCUGCGAGCUUUGAGAAGGGAAUCUGCAUCCAGGCCAAUUACUCACUGAAGGAAAAUGGGAAGAUUAAAGUGAUAAAUCAAGAGCUCCGCUCUGAUGGCACAAUUAAUCAAAUCGAGGGGGAGGCUGUCCAGGCUGACGGUGUGCUGGCCAAGCUGAGAGUCAGCUUUUACUGGGCCAUGCCCUCUAGCCCUUACUGGGUACUCUCCACUGACUAUGAAAACUACUCCCUGGUGUAUUCCUGCACUACUUUUAUCUGGCUCUUCCACAUUGAAUAUGCCUGGAUUCUGUCAAGAACUCCACAGCUGCAGCCAGAAACUCUGGAACGUCUGAAGAGCCUUCUCCGCUCCUACAAGAUUGACACUGGGAAAAUUAGGCCAACUGAUCAAAUGAAUUGUCCUCCUGAGAUGUAGAUCCCACUGUUUCGGAGAAGAAGUCCAGGCUAGUUAUGAACUCUGUUGCUUUAUUAGAGUUGAUUAAAACCUCUUAAUUUAGAAUAACAAUGUAUUUUGCUAAUGCUAGCUUGUAAACACUGACUGUAACGUCUAUGUGUGAUAGCAGCAAAGUAGUAUUGGUACUCUGUCUGUGUAAUCUCUCUCAUGAACUUUGAGAAGCCUGAGUAAAUUAUACCAAAACUCUGUUCUUUCAGAGUAAAAUAGGCUUUGGGUGAAAGUAAACAACUGGAUAAAGAGGAGAAAUCUUUGA